Molecule: messenger RNA, 1443 nt
Organism: Scheffersomyces stipitis CBS 6054
Lineage: Eukaryota; Fungi; Ascomycota; Pichiomycetes; Serinales; Debaryomycetaceae
Gene: DAL10
Product: putative allantoate permease
Exons: 2
Coding region: 1-1443 (480 amino acids)
Biological process (GO): transmembrane transport
Cellular component (GO): membrane
Molecular function (GO): transmembrane transporter activity
Source: RefSeq, a predicted model, not a curated record
AUGUUGCAUUCAAAGCUGAAGAUGAAUUUUGAUGACGAAAAUCCAGAAGAAGCUGUCUCAGCGGAGGCAGUUACCAGAAAGGUUGAUUAUCGUAUUAUGGGAAUUAUGUUGACAUGCUACUUCUUGCAGUUUCUAGACAAAGUUGCUUUGAAUUAUAGUAACGUUAUGGGUAUGUCACAAGAUAUUGGUUUGGUCAACAACCAAUUCUCAUAUUUGGCUACUUUCUUCUUCGUUGCAUUCUUUUUCUUUGAACCUGUUCAAGGCUUCUUUUUGCAAAAAUUUUCUCCUUCGAAGGUUUUGGGUUUAAAUGUCUUGCUUUGGGGUGUCUUUUCUGCAUGUUGUGCUGCUCCAACAAACUUUGGUGGUAUGUUGACUGUACGUAUUUUACUCGGCUGUGCAGAAGCUGCCAUCAGUCCCUGUUUGUUACUUAUUACAACAAUGUGGUACACUUCAUAUGAAGGUUCGUUUAGAAGUGGUAUCUGGUAUUGUGGUUUGGGUUUGGGUCAAAUAUUUGGUGGAUUGAUCUCAUACCUAUUCCAAUUGGUUUCUAAUACUUCCAUUCGUGGAUGGAGAAUAAUGUUUAUUGUCAUUGGUAUGCUCAAUAUCGCCGCCGGUUUAGCAGCAUAUUUUACUUUGCCAGACAAUCCAUUAUCCUGCAAAUUUUUAACGCCAAAGGAAAAGUAUGUGUUGUUGACGAAGUUGACGGAAAGUAAAGUUGGUAUUCAAAAUAAACGCUUAGUCAAGUCUCAAUUUUGGGAAUUGUUGUGUGAUAUUCAACCUUGGUUAUUAUGUCUUUUGGCUAUCACGGUUUCAUUUUCGUCAAGUACAAUCUCAACUUUUUCAUCGACAGACAUUAUUUCGUUUGGUUUCACAUCAAGGGAAGCUGCUCUAUUGAAUAUGCCAUCUGGUAUUGUAUCCAUUUUCUCAACAUUGGUGUCUACAUAUUUCGUUAUGAAGGGAUUUCCACGCUGGAUUGCCAAUACUCUUUUACUUAUUCCUGCUAUCAUUGGUGGUGCUUUGAUGUCAUUUUUGCCAAAGUCCAAUCAAGCUGGCUUGUUGGUUGGUAUCUACCUUAUUAAUUUCAUUGUUGCCCCUUUGGCUAUCAUAUAUAGUUGGGUCGGAGCCAACUUUUCUGGUUAUACAAAGAAGAUUGGUGCGAACCUUUUUAUCAUGUUUGGUUUUGCCAUUGGUAAUAUUGUUGGUCCUCAGAGUUAUCAACACAAGGAUGCCCCAGACUAUUACCCUGCCAAAAUCUGCUUGUUGGUUACUCAAGCCUUGAGUAUAAUUAUAACAUGGGUUAUAGCUUUCAUCUACUAUCGCAGAAACAAGAGUAGAGACGAAGAGCAGAAGGAUGAAUUACCUUUGACUGAAGAUGAAGAAUUGAAACUCGCAUGGUCCAAUUUGACGGAUUUUGAAAACAGACACUUCAGAUACAAGUAUUAG